Molecule: messenger RNA, 5570 nt
Organism: Chelonia mydas (Green sea turtle)
Lineage: Eukaryota; Metazoa; Chordata; Testudines; Cheloniidae
Gene: ADGRA2
Product: adhesion G protein-coupled receptor A2
Exons: 19
Coding region: 333-4253 (1306 amino acids)
Biological process (GO): positive regulation of canonical Wnt signaling pathway; G protein-coupled receptor signaling pathway; cell surface receptor signaling pathway
Cellular component (GO): plasma membrane; Wnt signalosome
Molecular function (GO): G protein-coupled receptor activity; protein binding
Source: RefSeq, a predicted model, not a curated record
GGCAGCCGCAGAAACCGCUAGGUCCCAUCCAGAGCGCAGCAGCCGGACACUUCGCCGCCGGCAGCCGCGGACCCCCCCGUCCCACCCGACCAUGCCGCGGGCAGCGCAGGGCACCGGGCAGUCGCGGGAGGCAGCCGGGCGCCGGGGCGGCUCCGGGGGGGCGUGAGGGCGGAGAGCCCCUGGGAAGGAGCCGGGACCCUGCGCAUGGCUGCCCCCGGGACCUGGCUGUAGGGUGCCCGCACCCCUGUGCGCCCAGGGCCGGCCCUUCCUCCAGCGGAGCCCCGGCCGGGGCGGCGUCUCGUGGCUCGGGGGCGCCCGGCGAGGAUGGGCUGAUGGGCUCGGGGCCGCCCCGCGGGAUGCGCUGCGCGGCCGGGCUGCUCUGCCUGGCCGCCUGGCUGUGCGCGGGGGGCGCCCGCAGCUGCCCCGCGCAGACCCCGCGCUGCAAGUGCGUGGGGGAGCGGCCCAAGGGGCCGGGCCUGCCCGGCGCGGCCCGCAGGAAGGUGAUCUGCAGCGACCAGGAGCUGCUGGAGCCGCCCGACCCGCGCCUGCUGCCCAACGCCACGGUCAGCCUGCUUUUGAGUAACAACAAGAUAACGGCGCUGAAGAAUGGCUCUUUCUUCGGACUGCGUGCUCUCGAGAAGCUGGACCUCAAGAACAACUUGAUCAGCACGAUCCAGCCCGGCGCAUUCCUGGGCCUCUCGGAGCUGAAGCGCCUAGACCUCUCCAACAACCGCAUCGGCUGCCUCAGCGCCAGCGUCUUCCAGGGACUCGCCAACCUCCUCCGGCUGAACAUGUCAGGGAAUAUUUUCUCCAGCCUCCAGCCUGGCGUCUUUGACGAGCUGCCUUCUCUGAAAGUCGUUGACUUUGCCACCGAGUACCUGACGUGCGACUGCAGCCUGCGCUGGACGCUGCCCUGGUCCAGGAACUGCUCGGCUCAGAUCUCCGACAAGACGCUGUGCAUAUACCCCAGCCCCCUGCAUGCCAAGCCGCUGAGGAGCAUCCAGGAGAGCCAGCUGCAGUGUGUGGGCACUCCGGAGCUGCACACCCACCACCUGAUCCCUUCGCUGCGCCAGGUGGUGUUCCAGGGCGACCGCUUGCCCUUCCAGUGCACGGCCACCUAUCUGGACAGCAGCACCCGCAUCCGGUGGUACCACAACCGGGUGCUGGUGGAGGGGGACGAGCAGACUGGCAUCAUCCUGGAGGAGAGCCUCAUCCACGACUGCACCUUCAUCACCAGUGAGCUCAUCCUCUCCAACAUCCACGUCUCUGCCAACGGCGAGUGGGAAUGCGCCGUCUCCACCUCCCAGGGCAACGUCAGCAAGAAGGUGGAGAUUGUGGUGCUGGAGACAUCGGCCUCAUACUGCCCAGCCGAGAGGGUCACCAACAACCGUGGGGACUUCAGGUGGCCCCGCACCUUGGCCGGCAUCACUGCCUACCAGUCCUGCCUGCAGUACCCCUUCACCUCGCUGGCCAUGAACGGCGGCCCCGUGGCGGAGAAGCAGGCGUCGCGGGGCUGCGACCGCAUGGGGCGCUGGGAGGAGGGCGACUACUCGCACUGCCUGUACACCAACGACAUCACCCGCGUGCUCUACACCUUUGUGCUGAUGCCCAUCAAUGCCUCCAAUGCCCUGACGCUGGCGCACCAGCUGCGCGUGUACACAGCUGAGGCUGCCAACUUCUCCGACAUGAUGGACGUCAUCUAUGUGGCCCAGAUGAUCGAGAAGUUCAUUGGCUACGUGGACCAGAUCAAGCAGCUCCCGGACGUCAUGGUGGAGAUGGCAAGUAACAUGAUGCUGGUGGACGACCACAUCCUGUGGAUGGCUCAGAUCGAGGACAAGGCCUGCACCAGCAUCGUCCGCUCCCUGGAGAAGAUCGCGGGCUACGUGCUCAGCAGCAACUCGCAGCAUGUGGCCGUGAACUCAAGGAACAUCGCCUUCGAGGCCUACUUGAUUAAGCCAGAGAGCUACACGGGGCUGAGCUGCACGGCCUUCCAGAAGCAAGACGGCGGGCGCCCGUCGCUGCCGGAGCAGGAGGCUGAGCCCCUGGCUGACCAGCAGCUGAAGUUCAGGUGCACCACGGGCCGGCCCAACAUCUCACUGGCCAACUUCCACAUCAAGAACAGCAUCGCUCUGGCCUCCAUCCAGCUGCCCCCCAGCCUGUUCUCCGCCUCGGCCCCGCUCUCCCUGCCCCAGGCCUGCAAGGUCCAGUUCCUGGUGUUCCGGAACGGCAAGCUCUUCCGCAGCACCGGCAACUCCUCCCGCCUGGCCAACAACGGCAAGCACCGCAGCGUGGCCACCCCCGUGAUCUACGCCGGGACACAUGGCUGUGGGGUCAGUAACCUCACCGAGCCCAUCACUGUCUCGCUGCGCCACUUCAGGGAAGGGGCUGACCCCGUGCCUGCCCACUGGAACUUCGAGAUGCUGGGGGGCUCCGGGGGCUGGAGCGCCGAGGGCUGUCAGCUGGCCCACCAAGAGCCCAACAUCACCACCCUGCUCGGCCGGCACCUGAACAACUUCGCAGUGCUCAUGGAACUCAGCAAUUUCCCCAGUGAGGCACCAGGCCCAGCUGAGGUUCUGCAUCCUGUUCUUUACACCUGCACUGCCCUCCUGCUGCUGUGCUUGUUCACCACCAUCAUCACUUACAUCAUCAACCACAGCACCAUUCAUAUCUCCCGGAAGUGCUGGCACAUACUGCUUAACCUCUGUUUCUACAUCGCCAUGACGUCGGCUGUGUUUGCAGGAGGCAUCACUCUGACCAACUACAUGAUUGUCUGCCAAGCAGUUGGCAUCAUUUUGCACUACUCCUCCUUAUCCACUCUUCUGUGGAUGGCAGUGAAGGCCAGAGUCAUCUACAAGGAGGUGACGUGGAAGGCACCGCAGCAGCCGGAAGGGGACGUGCCCCAGCCAGCCCCUCGGCCCAUGCUACGAUUCUACCUGAUUGCUGGCGGGAUCCCCCUCAUCAUCUGUGGAAUCACAGCGGCUGUCAAUACCCACAAUUACCAGGAUAACAACCCCUACUGCUGGCUGGUGUGGAGACCAAGCCUUGGGGCUUUCUACGUUCCUGUGGCUUUCAUUUUGCUCAUCACUUGGAUUUACUUCCUGUGCACUGGGGUUAACCUCUGGUGCCAGUCAAAGAACCAAAAAGACCCUCCAGUGCCCCUCGAGACCCCCCCAAGGUUGGGUGGCAGCAGCAACCUCUUGACAGACUCAGGCUCCAUUUCCGUCACCCUUCACUCUGGGACGCACAGUGCUGAUGUGGACGGCGUCUACUCAUUGAAGGUGCAGUUCUGGGUACUGCUGAUCACCCAUUUCCUGUACGUUGCGCUGUGGACGUUUGGGGCCAUGGCCGUGUCCCAGCGCUGGUACCUGAAUGUCCUCUUCAGCUGCCUCUAUGGGUUAACAGCUGUAGCACUGGGGCUCUUUAUCUUCAUCCACCACUGUGCCCGGCGUCAAGACGUGCAGAACUCCUGGUUUGCCUGCUGCCCAUCGUACAGGAAUGCGCUGCCCAUGCAAGCGUAUGUCCACCCAGGCAUGGCUGCAGAGGAGGGCUCGCAGAUCUUCAUCGGCUGCAACCCCGAGGUGGCUCAUUCCAUCAAGUCCUCUUCCUCACCCAGCAGCACCAACUCCACCGUGGGCCACUGCAAGCUCACCAACCUGCAGGUGGCUCAGAACCAGGCAGAGAGCUGCCCCCCACCACGGCCAGCCUGCUACGAAGAGAUGGAGACGGCCAACAAUAAGAACGCCAGCGCGGCCAGGUAUGCUAACAACGUACAUGGGCGCAGGAACCACAAGAGCAGAACUAAGCAGUACCGGGAGGGGAAGCACCACCGCAUGAAGGUGCUGCGGGGGCCUUCUUCAGAUCACCCCUCCAGCGAGAGUGGGAGCCUCCACAACAGCCACUCCGAGAGCUACCACAGCAGCCGAAACAGCCCCCUGAACAACAGCUGCAUCGGAGCCAGGGUAGCAGCAGUGCAGGAGGGGGAUGCUGCUCUGACCCAGUCUGAAGGGAGCGAUGGUGGUAGCAGCAACCAUCGGGUUCCUGACUUCAGCAGAGCUCAGAGGAGAAGCGCUAGCAGGGAUAACCUCAAACAGGCCCACACCAUUGAGAAAGAGACUAAGCGGCGAUCCUACCCGCUUAACAUGGCCAACCAGAACGGGGGGCUGAAAGGCAGUAAGUACGAUAUAAACCUCACCAGUGCAGAGAGCAUGGCUGGCAUGAAGACUGGCCUCUGGAAGAGUGAAACGACCGUCUAGAGGGCUGAAGGGCCCGGGCAGCUACAGUAUCCUACUCCUCAGGCAACGGCACUGCUAACUGAAAGCAUCUUCUGGCAGGUCGAAUGUAACCUUCAAACCGAGUCAGGAGCCUGGGUGGUACUGUCCAGAAUGUUUUAAUUCCUCUGUCAAUCAGCCGGUAACAGUGGGUCUUGUUCCACCUGGAUGCUGGAAUGGAGAGAGAGUCAGAGCACAGCACAUCAACAAGCCUCCUCUAAUUCUCAGUGGGCAGAGGACACAGGAGUACUAAGAUCUUAAGGUGAAAGACAAUCACUGCAGUUCAGGCUGCUGAGGAGCAAUCUUAUUUUAAUCACUUCUGCAUGUCACAUGAGACUGAUUCUAAAUGCUAUUUUAUAAAUAUACAGAAGGAAAAUGUUUAUUUUUCAAAUCUAUAUUAUUGUAUGUAUAUAUGUAUAGACUGACUGGUAGCUGAUGGAAGUGCCUCAGUGUUCUAUGAGCAGUGAGUCUCCCCUUAGGAGUUUUGGCAAGAACUUACUUUUGCCAUCCAGUGUUGGUUAGGAGACCAGAACUAGUUCCUUCAUGCAAAGACACUGCAGUCGAGAUGUCUGUUUCAUCCUUACCAAAACACAUUUUCAGAAAGAGAGACUGAAAUGACAAGUAUUUGAUCUGACUGUUCUUAAAUGUAUAUUUAGCCCUAUGGGUUACUGAGCUACCAAAGUGAAAGCCAUAGUUAAAAAUGAACAAGAGGUAAGAUAAGAAAAAGCUCCAAGCAAAGUAAAUUGUCUGCGUAUGACAGACACUAAAAUCACUGCAGGAAAACUGCUCUUGAGCUGGGUUAAAGACCCAUGCGAGGCAAAAGGGCUUCCAUCAAUGAAACAGCAGGGGCAUUAUUUUUUAUGUAUGUUACACUCACUGUGAAAGCUUUUCAUGCCUUGUGUGGCGGGAGUGCUAGCCACUCAAAAGGGAACCAAGGAGUUGGGCAGAGGUACAGAUAUCGAUACUUGCCCUUAAAUCCCAUUUAGCAUGUUCAAAAAUGUUUAGUUUUGCUCUUGCAGCAAAACAUUUAAAUUAAUGUAAAUAGAUAAUUCAGAGUCUGCCCAGUCUAGAGCUUGUUCUAUUAUUAAGUGAAAAGAACCUUGUUAACUAGUAGGGCAAUUGUUCAAGCCACACAGAGAAAAACUGAAGGAGUUAAGUGUCUAUAUAACUUAGCCUUCCUACAAAAUUUUUAAAAGGGCUGGUACUUGUUUUUCCAAUACAAAAAGUCAAGUACCUUUUUUCUAGUGUAAAAUAGAAAGCAGCUUCUUACCAUAAAUACAGACAGGUCCCAGAGCCUGGUGU